Messenger RNA from Mizuhopecten yessoensis (Yesso scallop), 2934 nucleotides. RefSeq lists its product as uncharacterized. The transcript is spliced from 6 exons. Lineage: Eukaryota; Metazoa; Mollusca; Bivalvia; Pectinida; Pectinidae. The record is from RefSeq and is a predicted model, not a curated record. Bases 185 to 1240 code for a protein of 351 amino acids.
AUGGUGUCAUGCUAUGUUGUUCAAUAAGUCACAAAGCGUGGCCUCCGUUGGAUGGCGACAGUCUACCAACAACAAAGGGCGCAACGUGACAAUGCGAUGCGCGUCACAAUAGAAUGACGUUAUAGAUAGCUUGACGCGAUUUCGCGUAACUACCGUAACACAGACAGUCUUCUCCCCGCCAGAAAUGACUGCCUGUCACGUUAUGCGUUUUACGAACCCCGUAAGGGCUUCAAUAUUGGAUCCGUUUCCGGUAACAACUUACCAACAGGGUUACACCGGUCAUGCAGACGUCCUGCCCAUCAUCAAGUAUCACCAGAUGUCAUCAUUUGUUCAUGCGGGACUAGACCAGCAUCUGAAAAAACAGCUCUCCUUAGAUCCCAUGGGCCCAGCGAGAACGUGUGCCAGGAACAAAGAAGAAUACGUCUUCAAGAAUCGGAACUUGGAAAAAAAUCUGGACCUCAAACUUGCUUUCAACUCACCACUGAGAGAGCUCGUCCAGUCAACCAAGCCAACUCGUAACCGCGAGACCGAGGCGAGACCAGCCGAAAAGAACCACGAGUUUGAAACGAAAUUCGGGAAAAUGGAUAUGAACAUGGUCAACAAGCUGGUCAACCAUAUCCGCUGGACAUCCACAACAGCGGACGCUGGUCAAGAGGAAUUCGCUUCCAUUCCAGUCCCCGAGAUCCGUGCUCCAGAAACUACUCUUGAGCCAAAAGCGGAUUUGGUGCGCUUGCAUAGCCGGAAGUACGAGGCAGCCCCAGCCGACUGGCAGAAGUGUAUAUACUGGGAUUGUGUGCAACCGCGCGGAACCGUCACACAUGGUGACCUGCUCGAGAAAACGCAUGGCCAACCGGAAAAACUUUUCGUAAAGAGGAAAAGCCUGACGGGCGGUUACCGGGAAGAAUCCGAAAGGAUACGAAAAAUGUCAAAGGAGAAGAUGCUUGCCAAUAUAUAUGUUCGUCAGUGCCCGGGCUACGCUGGAUUCGUACCCAGAGCUCCACCGGAAGGACAAAUGGAGCGGAAGUUAGAAGGACCGCACAUGGUCAGCACAAUGAAGGCCACCUACAGAGAAUUGCCAGCAUCGACAUAUGAGAAACAGCAGAAUGCUAGAAAAGGACCAUUCUCCAAAACGGUGACCUUGACCUAUCCAUUUAAUCCCUACAAUAAGGUCGUCCAGCGGUGCGUCUUGACGGAAAGUCAUUCCAGUGACGCCACAGGGUUAUUUGAUAUAGGUCACUAGGUCAUUGGGAAUAAAUAAAGGCAAUAGAAACUAUAUGGAGAUAUAUAAACGUUAUACGCAGUUAAAACUUCGAAUAAAAGUGUUUAAUUCUAAAUUGAAAAUAAUAUACAAUUAUGAAAGAAAUUGAAUGUAAAUAAUGUUUAUAAAUGUUAAAUCUAUUAUGAAGAAUAAACCUAUAGAAAUCUUGAAACAGAACUCUGGCUUGUAUCUUGAAACCUCAAUAUAGUGUUCUGCUAAUAGAACAGAAUUCUAGCUUGUUACUGAAAACCACAUCAUAGUGUUGUCCGUAUAUUUAAGAAUUAUUGUGAUGAUUUCCUACUUCUGAAUUUUAGAAGGGUCUUAAGGCCCUGUCACACUAUAGCGUUUUGUUGGACGUUUGAUUGCGUUUUGAAAAAUUGGAGAAACGUCGGGGAACGUCGACGUUCUUCAAAUUGAGUUUCUAUGUCAACGUUGUUAUGACGUUCUUGUAACGCUUGGGUAACGCUCAGCUAACGUUCACUCAGCGUCAGGCGACAUUUGUGGUCGCAAAUAGCAGCAAAACCUAGCGUUCCAUUGCGUUCUUAGCGCUUUGAUAGCGUUCCUCUAACGCGUAAGUAGCGUUUUGAUAGAACGUCGUGAAUUUUUGUGCACACCCAAAAAUAGUUUUCACCCUCAGCGUUCGCCGACGUCCCUCUACGUUCCCCAACGUUUGCCGACGCUCGUCUAACUUUCUUGUAACUUGUUUCUAACGUUCUCGACGUUCCUAUGCGUUUCGCAACACGUUACUCGAACGCUGGUGAGAACGUCGUAGUGUGACAGGGCCUUAAACAACUUAAGAAGAAUGCGUUACAAGAGACAUUCUAAUUGACAUGUUUGUACGCUUCAGCAUUCCUUCUAAUGACUUUUAGUUGCACUGGUGACAGUGACCUGCUACUUUGCUACAGUAGGUAUGUUGGGUCCUACAGUUUGUAUUUUGGAGCCUAAAAUAGGUAGGUUGGGGCCUACAGUAGGUAUGUUGGGGCCUAUAGUAGGUAUGUUGGGGCCUACAAUAGGUAUGUUGGGGCCUACAGUAGGUAUGUUGGGGCCUACAGUAGGUAGGUUGGGUCCUACAAAAGGUAUGUUGGGGCCUACAAUAGGUAAGUUGGGGCCUACAGUAGGUAUGUUCGGGCCUACAGUAGGUAGGUUGGGGCCUACAGUAGGUAUGUUGGGGCCUACAGUAGGUAUGUUGGGUCCUACAGUUUGUAUGUUGGGGCCUACAGUAGGUAUGUUGGGGCCUACAAUAGGUAAGUUGGGGCCUACAGUAGGUAUGUUCGGGCCUACAGUAGGUAGGUUGGGGCCUACAGUAGGUAUGUUGGGGCCUACAGUAGGUAUGUUGGGUCCUACAGUUUGUAUGUUGGGGCCUACAGUAGGUAUGUUGGGGCCUACAAUAGGUAAGUUGGGGCCUACAGUAGGUAUGUUCGGGCCUACAGUAGGUAGGUUGGGGCCUACAGUAGGUAUGUUGGGGCCUACAGUAGGUAUGUUGGGUCCUACAGUUUGUAUGUUGGGGCCUACAGUAGGUAUGUUGGGGCCUACAGUAGGUACGUUGGGGCCUACAGUAGGUAUGUUGGGGCCUACAGUAGGUAUGUUGGGUCCUACAGUUUGUAUGUUGGGGCCUACAGUAGGUAUGUUGGGGCCUACAGUAGGUACGUUGGGGCCUACAGUAGGUAUGUUGGGGC